UCGCCCAGACUGCUUUCACUCCAUUUGGGGUCUGAUCGAAAACAAUGCUCCUCUCUGCAGUUACGCCCCAGACCCUCGUCGGUAACUCCGGCUCCAACACCACCUCCAGCAACUGUAAUCUCCUCGUCUGCCCUAAUAACCACAAAGUCCACAGCUUUUGCAGGCCGAACGGUUUUACUCAGAAGCCACUCAUUCUCACCAACUCUUCCAAUUCACUCGCCAACAACACCUCCCAGCUCCAAAACCCUAACUCCAACUCUAAGACGCUUCGUCAUGACAGCCUCACUGAUUCUGAUGAAACUGAGGGAGCCAUGGUUGCUUCGGCCUCCGCGGUGGCAUCGGCCAUACGCAGAGCUUCCACAUCUCCUGUCGAUUUCAUCCAGAGGAUCGAGAAGAAUCAAAAGAACGGCCUGGUACUACCCAGCCCGGACUUUCAGAGACUCUGUCUCGAGCAAUUGGACCUGUUUCACAGAAUCGUUGAUCCCAAUGCCCUGCUUUCGGUCUAUGUAAGGCCAGCUGGUAGUUAUGUUAUGGAUCGUCUCGAGCUGCGUAGAGUUACUUUUUAUCCAGGAGUUAAUGGAGCUGACAUUGUGAUAUUAGUUGGAAAUUUUAGUAUCCCGACAGGCUUUCGAGUGGCUGAAGCUGCCCUCUCUAAUCAACAAGCAGAAGUUAUACCAGAGUGUAGAGCUGUGGUUUUUCCUAUGGUCAAACACCCAUUUGUUGUGGGGUUUUUGGUUGCUGAGCUUCCAAUGGUGGAAGAUGAAAGGGAAAGGCACCCGGUAACACAUUGCACCUCUCCCGAUGAAUCUUAUGCUUUGCCUCCGCAAUCAGAUAUGAAGUUAGGGGAAAUUCAGGCUCUAGAAGAAGAAGGACUGAAAUCUUACAAGUUUACCGAGGAGCAGAGAUUAAAUGCGAUCAACAUUUCUCGCUCUCUAGCAAUGGCUUAUGUUAUGGAUCAGAAAGCAAUGUUACUCCAACAAUCAUCCUGGCAAAAUAAUGUCAGGAUGAGUGAUUUGGUUGAGCAAAUCCGUGGUCCUCUUUCCAGUAUUCGAACUUUAAGUAAAAUGUUAUCUCUUCACAUGAAGAGAAGUGAGAUUGCUAAUGAUAUUGUUGAAGACAUAGUGGUGCAAGGUGAUCGCAUGAGAGAUGCCCUUCAACAACUGCAGGAUGCUGUUCACCUGACAAAGGCUAAUAUAGUGCGAUACAAUGAGGAAACAUUGAAGAAAAUGUACAAAUCAACUUAUGCCCAUGCUGAUUCAGUUAAUCAAUUAUCAGAUAACUUUUGGAGGGAAACUUCCAGUAGUAAGGCAGAAGAAUCUGGUGAACCACUUUCUUUAACUUCUGCAGCCAAUGAUUUAGACAUGCCUACACCUCCUCUUGCUCUUGCACGUGUAUCACAGCAUGGCAUCAGACCAUGCAAUGUUUAUGAUAUACUGGCAGAUUUGGUUGGGGCUGUUAAACCUCUUGCUCAUAAGCAACAACGUGAGGUGGAGCUAAUUGGACGCUCACAAACAUUGCAAGUUGCUGUUGAAGAACCUGCUCUGAGACAAGCUUUGAGCAAUUUAAUUGAAGGUGCAUUAUUGCGUACACGUGUUGGGGGAAAGGUUGAGAUAUUGUCUACUGGAACACCAGCUGGUGGUGCUUUUGUUGUGAUUGAUGAUGAUGGGCCUGAUAUGCACUACAUGACACAGAUGCAUUCUCUCACACCAUUUGGAGCAGAUCUCUUCUCAGACAAUAUGCUUGAAGACAACAUGACAUGGAACUUUGUUGCUGGCCUGACUGUUGCUUGUGAGAUACUUGAGAGUUAUGGCUGUGUUGUCCAUGUCAUAUCACCACGUUCUACAGAUGCUGCCCUUGGAGCUGGUGGCACUCGUGUAAAAAUCUUGUUACCUUCUCUUGAUGCUGCUUCUGAUCUAAAUAGCUCCUAGAACAAAACUGGGACUGUCUGCUAUACAGGCCAUUCCGUUAAACAUAAAACGAAUUUCUUUGUCCAGUUUGAGAAAUGACAAAGAAUGAGUUGUUGGCAGAUGCAGUGAGUUUUUGCCGGUUCAAUGCAUCCUCUUUAUCUGUUAUUUGUGGGGAUUUUGUAUAGUUUGCUUUAUUCUUAUUGCUGCAUAUGCAGCCAAAAGAGAUUGUUGUAAAUAACAAGCUUUUAGAGUUUACUGGAAAUUACAGUAGUUGAUAGAUACUGUUUAAUGA
This is a messenger RNA of Vitis vinifera (wine grape), 2199 nucleotides long. Its product is annotated as chloroplast sensor kinase, chloroplastic. The record is from RefSeq and is a predicted model, not a curated record. Lineage: Eukaryota; Viridiplantae; Streptophyta; Magnoliopsida; Vitales; Vitaceae. The transcript has 9 exons. Bases 45 to 1928 code for a protein of 627 amino acids. Gene Ontology annotation, molecular function: phosphorelay sensor kinase activity. Gene Ontology annotation, biological process: signal transduction.